AUGGCGACAGCCGAGCAUGCAAUUCAGGUCGAGCAAGUGAUGGAGCUCCCGUCUCUUCCCCCUAAUCAGGGGUUGGAGGCUAUGAAGGAUAUUGGCUUUGGAUCGAUAGCUGGAAUGGCAGGUAAAUUGAUCGAGUACCCCUUCGACACAGUCAAGGUCCGACUACAAUCACAACCCGAACACCUUCCCCUCCGAUACACUGGGCCCUUGGACUGCUUCCGCCAGGCUUUUCAGGUGGAGGGCCUGCGAGGCCUCUACCGAGGCAUCAGUGCCCCCAUGACCGGGGCCGCAGUGGAAACCAGCUGCUUGUUCUUCAGUUAUCGCCUGAUCCAGGACGCCUUGAAAGCGAAUGUUUUCCCCGAUGUCGAGCAGUUGCCUCUGUGGGUGCUAGUGGCUAGUGGGGCUGCGUCGGGCUCCGUCACUUCGCUGGCCCUGACGCCGAUUGAACUCAUCAAAUGUAAGAUGCAAGUGCCCGUCGAGUCCGCAGUGGGGCACAAACCCCCCACACCUCUCGUUCUCAUAGCGACGAUUUUUCGCCAUGAGGGUAUCAUGGGAUUCUGGCGCGGCCAGAUGGGCACUUUGAUUCGAGAAACCGGAGGCAGUGCGGCAUGGUUCGGUGGCUACGAGGCGGUGUCCAGUCUCUUCCGGAAAUACUCGAAUUCACAAUCGUCCGACAGCCUUCCCAUGCAUCAGCAACUGAUUGCAGGUGCUACUGCGGGAAUUAGCUACAACUUCCUGUUCUUCCCGGCCGACACCAUCAAGUCGCGGAUGCAGACUGAGGAUAUCUCCCGGCUCCCUGCCAACGGCACUCGACAAAGCUUUUGGAGCGUUGGGCGUGCCUUGUGGCGCCAGCAAGGCCUCAAGGGCAUGUACCGCGGGUGCGGGAUCACCUGUGCGCGUUCGGCACCCAGCUCUGCCUUUAUUUUCGCUGUCUACGAAGGAUUACGACAAAAUUUUUGA
Messenger RNA from Penicillium odoratum, 960 nucleotides. It is a transcript of the gene amcA, whose product is annotated as putative mitochondrial ornithine carrier protein AmcA/Ort1. Lineage: Eukaryota; Fungi; Ascomycota; Eurotiomycetes; Eurotiales; Aspergillaceae. Gene Ontology annotation, molecular function: L-ornithine transmembrane transporter activity. The transcript has 2 exons. Gene Ontology annotation, biological process: mitochondrial L-ornithine transmembrane transport. The record is from RefSeq and is a predicted model, not a curated record. Bases 1 to 960 code for a protein of 319 amino acids.